AUGGAAGAAGAUUUGUACAAGGAUUAUCUUGUGCUGAAUCCGGAAAGCGCCAGCUUCUUCGACUUGGUCCGAAUCUUAUGUUUUCCCAGUCAUUCAUUGAAGGAACUAGAUUUCAUCGAUGUUCAAGAAACCAAGAAUCUGAAUGGGCUUAGGCGUCGAUGGCUCAUAUUCGUGUCUCUAUUGGUUCAGAAAAUCUUGAUCAAGAUCAAAAAUCCAAUGGCACUUGUUGGGACCCUACUCGAGACAUGGCUCAAUCUUCUUUCCAUCAAUGGAGGUCUUCUAUACCUUCUCCUAAACUUCAUCACAGGUAAGGUAAUAAAGGCGCCAGAUCCAUCGUCUGCGGAAUUCUCUUCUAUCAUUGCAUUCAUCGACCCGAGAGUGAAAUUGGACAAGAACAUAGAAAAUACAGACAACUUAUACAAACCAGCUCUUUCAUUAAUGGCUGCAAAAUUGUCUUAUGAAAAUGAAGCUUCUAUCCAAAAUGUGGUGCAAAAUGUGUGGAAGAUGGAGUAUUUGGGUUUCUUUGACUGCUGGGACGAUUACUUGGAGAAAUCGUCAACUCAAGCAAUGAUGUUCAAGGACACAUCGUCCUCACCCAACACCAUUGUGAUUGCUUUCCGAGGAACAAGCCCAUUCCUCGUUGAUGAUUGGCGAACCGACGUGGACUUCUCAUGGUACAAUCUAUACGGAGUUGGCAAGGUCCACGGUGGCUUCAUGAAAGCCUUGGGACUUCAAAAGAACUCGGGCUGGCCAAAAGAGAUCUCCAUGGGCACAUCGGAUAAACACUACGCGUACUACGAUAUUAGGCAGAAGUUGAAAGAACUUUUACAAGAAAAUGAGAACGCCAAAUUCAUAGUGACGGGGCAUAGCUUGGGUGCGUCCCUUGCAAUCCUUUUCGCGGGGGUGCUAAUGUUUCACGAGGAGGAAGAGUUAUUAAAGAGAUUAGAUGGAGUUUACACAUUCGGGCAACCAAGAGUUGGGAAUAAGAAAUUCGGAGACUACAUGAUGACGAGGAUGCUCAAAUACAACGUCAAGUACUUUAGAUACGUGUAUUGUAACGACGUGGUGUGUAGGAUGCCUUACGAUGACAAUUCACUCAUGUUCAAGCAUUUUGGCUCGUGUUUAUAUUUCAAUAGCUUAUAUGGAGGAGAGGUUCGCGAGGAGGAGCCAAACAAGAACUACUUCUCUCCAUUAUGGGCAAUACCAAUGGUUCUUAAUGCGAUAUGGGAGCUCAUAAGAAGUUUCUUGCUACCUAUGGUAAAGGGGAAAGAGUUCGAUGAGAGUUGGUUUUGUAGAUUCUUAAGAACAACUGCAAUCUUGUUUCCUGGAUUGUCUAAUCACUCUCCUCAAGACUAUGGCAACUUGACAAGAUUGGGAAGCCUUCAGUUCCAACAUAUCAAGAAAAAUGAGUAAUGGUGAGAAGAGCCUAGCUCACAUCAUGCUCAAUAAGGGAAAAUUGUUUUUUUGUUUUGAAAAUG
Messenger RNA from Impatiens glandulifera, 1478 nucleotides. Its product is annotated as triacylglycerol lipase OBL1-like. The coding region runs from base 1 to 1413 and encodes 470 amino acids. Gene Ontology annotation, molecular function: triacylglycerol lipase activity. The transcript is spliced from 5 exons. Gene Ontology annotation, biological process: lipid metabolic process. The record is from RefSeq and is a predicted model, not a curated record. Lineage: Eukaryota; Viridiplantae; Streptophyta; Magnoliopsida; Ericales; Balsaminaceae.